Messenger RNA from Lolium rigidum, 1344 nucleotides. RefSeq names its product ribonuclease 3-like protein 2. Gene Ontology annotation, cellular component: cytoplasm; nucleus. Lineage: Eukaryota; Viridiplantae; Streptophyta; Magnoliopsida; Poales; Poaceae. Bases 50 to 1246 code for a protein of 398 amino acids. Gene Ontology annotation, molecular function: RNA binding; ribonuclease III activity. The record is from RefSeq and is a predicted model, not a curated record. The transcript has 4 exons. Gene Ontology annotation, biological process: siRNA processing.
GCACAUCCAAAAAACAUCCUGCGCCGCCAUCCUCCCCCAAAAUUCUUCCAUGUCCCCGAUUGCCACCACUCCCCUAAACCCCUCCAAGGAGGACCUGAAACGGCCACGCGCAGAACCAGGGAUGAAGCCCGGCUCUCGCAAGCGCGCCUCGCCGCAGCCGGAUCCCGUCCCCGUCACGCUGGCGCUGCCGGGUUUCGUGGCGGACCGGUCGGAGGCGGCGGCCCGCGUCGAGCGCCUUCUCCAGUACCAGUUCCACGACCGCUCCCUGCUCGAGGAGGCGCUCACGCACCAGUCGUUCGCCGACGCCGCCGCCUCCUACCAGCGCCUCGAGUUCGUCGGGGACGCCGUGCUCGGCCUCGCCUUCUCCAACUUCCUCUACCUCACCAACCCUACCCUCGGCCCCGGCGCUCUCUCCUCGCUCCGGGCUGCCAAUAUCUCCACCGAGAAGCUAGCGCGCGUCGCCGUGCGCCACGAUUUCUACCCGCUGCUCCGCCGCAACUGUCCUCGCCUCGAUCUCAUGGUAGGACAGUUUACCGAAUCAGUGAAACAAGAGUUAGAGGACGACCUUGGCACUGCACCCUAUGGUGGCAGCGUUGUUAAGGCCCCCAAGGUUCUUGCUGACAUAGUCGAGGCCAUUGCUGCUGCUGUCUAUGUGGAUUGCACAUUUAAUCUUGUCAAGCUCUGGCAGGUAACAAGGUUCCUCUUUGAGCCAAUUAUCACGGCAGAAACAAUAGAUGAGCAGCCUGUGUCUACGUUGCAUGAACUGUGCCAGAAGCAUGGGAAGGUUGCACAGUUCAAGACAUGGCAGAAGGGUGGAACAACAGUUGCAAAUGUAUUUGUUGAUGGGACCCUUGUUGGGAUGGGCUCCUCUGAGCAGAGGGUAAUUGCUAAGCUCAAUGCAGCACGAGAUGCAGUAGGCAAGCUUCUUGGUGAAGCCAAGCAGCAAGUGUUGACAACUGGGGUUGGUCAUGUAUCGGGGGUUGAGGUUGGAGAGCUCAGGGAAUGCAAGCAAAAGCUUCAUGAGCAGUGCAUCAUGAAGCGUUGGUCAAAACCUAUAUAUAAGUUAGAGAAGGAAGAUGGCCCUGCACAUGAUAGGAAGUUCCUCUACUCAGUUCAGGUACAGGCCCAAGGCCAUACUUACGUAACAUUAGGUGAGCCGUUCUCAAGGGUAAAGGAUGCAGAAAAUUCUGGCGCGCAGGAGAUGCUGAAACUUCUGUCGAAACAGGUGGCGAUUUCAGGAGAGUAGCCAUGGAAACAAUCUUCAUGUUAUAGUUUAUUAGGUUUUAGGACUUUGUUCAGAACUAUAUUCUUAAUUCCGUAUCCUAAAUAUUUGCUAUAAAUUUA